This is a messenger RNA of Rotaria sordida, 323 nucleotides long. Lineage: Eukaryota; Metazoa; Rotifera; Eurotatoria; Philodinida; Philodinidae. The record is from the annotation of a GenBank genome assembly.
GAAUAUGGUUUGUCAUUUUGAUUCUAUAAAUAUCUAAAUAAAAUUUUUGUUAAUAGGCAACACAAUUUGUACAAAAUCCACAAGUUCAAGGAUUAAUGACUAAUUUGGUAACAAAUUUAACUGGACAAGAAGGUGGUCAAGUCGGUUUAGAUACUCUAUUACAAGCAGGUCAACGUAUGGCAAAUGAAUUAUCAACUAAUAAUCCUAAUUUAGUUGAAUCUCUUCGACGUAAUAUGAGUAAUCAAUCUCAGCCGAAUACAAAUAAUAAUUCAACAUCAAAUUCUAAUAAUGAACCAGAUCAAAACCGACCAUCAUCAUCUUAA